AUGUCACCGUCCUCCUCCCUAAAUACGUUACAGGACUCGAGCGAGUCCGCAACGACUAGUAGUACACCACUGACCACUUCGUCGCCAACAUUUCCACCUACCCAUUCGACAACGACGGACCUGAAUGACGAAGUCGACUCAUUGUAUCACAAAAUAUUCGCUGACCGAGGUCCGAAUAAAAGAAAAAUCAAAAUGAAGGCAAUCGACCAGAUUGCUUUAGAUGCCACAGCAGACGACGACUCCGAGUAUCAAGCUAGCGAAAAAGAAACCGAGCAAUACGACACCGAUUCGGCGACAAUUGUCAGCGGCAACAAUUCGGGUCAGGACGUCGAGGUUGAUAUCGAAACAGAAACCGAAACCGCUUCGAGGGCUAAAGUGCGGGGGUCGAACGAUUCUGAAACUAUCGAUCCCGAAGACACCGAUGUCUUGGUGAAGAAUUUUUUGAAAAAAUGGAAACUCGAGGAUCCUGGAAUAUGUUGCAUCUGUCUCGAGGGUGCAACUACGGAAAGCAACAUGUUGGUGUAUUGUGAUGGAGAUGAAUGCGAAGUAGUGUGUCAUCAAGAAUGCUACGGAAUAAUUAACCUGCCUGGUUCCGACGAGCCGUGGUAUUGUGAUCGUUGCUUGGCUUCCGCACCAGAAAGUGUGUCAUGUAUACUCUGUCCAAAUAAAAAUGGUGCAUUUCGUCGGCUUAAAGAGGGCGAGAGAUCUGGUGGAUGGGUUCACAUUGUGUGUGCUCUGUGGAUGCCAGGCAUGUGGGUCGGCAACAAUAUUGAAAUCACUAACAUCACAAUCGAGAAUGUCGACCAAAAAAAUUGGUCAAAGAUUUGCUCCGUGUGUCCAACCGAGAUAGCAAGUGAAGGCGCAACGAUACAUUGUGAUGCAGGGGGAUGCAAAAAUUUCUUGCAUGUUACGUGCGCACACUCGAUGACUUUACUUGAAUGCAUAGACGAUGAUCCAAACAUAUCGGAUCCGUAUUUUGUGUAUUGCCAGAGUCACGGAUCACAUGGUCCCGCUAAACUAAAUGACUGGGAAAAAUGGUAUCGACGUCGAGACAAGUUUCUCGAGAAAAUAAGAAGCAAGGAGAACUUCUCGCGUGCACAAAAAAUGGCAAGCGUAGAUGAUGAUUUUGGCGCGAGCUUACGCGAAUUAUUUGAAGACAAGUAUGUGGGAUAUCGAAAACGUCGUGAAACGCGAAUCGCUUCGAGUAGGCGAAGAGUCGCCGAAGCUACCUCGGUCGUCAACAUUCUAAAGGAGCAAAAAGAAAAAGCGAAAUCCGCCGAGUCUGAACAUGAUGCAAAAAUCGAGGAAGCGCGAAAAGAACAAGAGGCUCUUCAAAAUUAUCUCAGUUCGGUACGAGAAAGUCUGCAGCUUUGUUCACGAUUAAUCUAUGCUUUUCCGAUGCAAUUGAAUUGGGCCGAAAGCAAUGCCAAUCGAGAACGGGACACGGUAGAUCAAUUCAACGAUCUUUUAUCGCGACCCGUAGUUUGGGAACCUAAAGCCGCGAUCAUUGCCAGAAGCAUUGAUGUUGAGAAUCUAGACACUAGUUCCAUGACCCCGAUAGGAGUCAAACCUCUAGUGGUUCCUCAGACUACUACUCCUAGAAGGAGGGGAAGACAAUCAACGGGUAGACGGACGAGAAAGGUUGGUCGUAGAUCGAAAAAAGUCGCGGAUGAAAAGUCUGCGAAUGUCGUCACGCCUGAACCAAAGACAUCGUCGGAUGUUGGAUCUUCUACAAAACCACCCCCUAAAAAGAAAGGGCGUAAAUCUAAAAAACAAAAAGAACUGGAAGAGCAACAGAGAAAAUUAGAGGAAGAACAACAACUUCUCGAAGAGCAGCAGCAAGCCGAGGAAGCACAGAAUGAUGACGAAGAACAAUCUCAAGAGCAUGAGAACAUGGAAUUCGAGGAAGAUCAUAGCGAUGACAAAGAAGAAACAUCCGCGACGAAGGAUUCUGAUACCAUUGAAAUCAAUCGUGAAAACGAAAACAUGGACAUAGACAUGGAGGAGACGAUUGAAAUUAAUCAUGAAACCGAAAAGGCUGGGGAGAGUGAAUUCGUAUUUCAACGGAUCGUUUUUGAAAAUCACAGAUUAGUGCUGAAAGAUCAACGUGAAAAUGAAUAUCAAAAAUCGCAGCAACAGAAACAGCAACAAAAUCUAUACGAAAAUUCCCAUAAUAACAGCCAUAUGUACCAUAAUAACCACCAUGUUUCUUCAAUUUCAUCACCAUAUUCAUAUAAUAACAAUAGCUACAAAAGCAACAAUCAAAAUCGUUAUAACUCUCCGCCAGCUCGUUCUGCUCCAGUUUCUCCAUCCUCACGACCAUUUGCAUAUAGUAAUCAAAUUCCCUACCACAUUUCACCGUCUCCGCCGCCCCCUCACACUCCGGUAGCAAAUUCAGUGGCAAGCUCAGUGACACCAACAUCAGCUACAUCAACAGCAGCUACGUCAACAGCAGCUACAUCAACAGCAGCUACGCCCGCAACAUCAACAAGAACAGCAACAACUUCGACCCAGCAUGUAAAACGCAAAUUUGAUACAGUGACACGAGAACAAACUUCUAGUGCUUCCGAUAAUGAACUUAGUGACGCGGAAGAGACUAAUGAGGUUAUUGAGGUAGAAAGACCCCAGAAAAUGAUUAAAAGAGGCAGACGAAUUACUAAAGUUGGCAGACCCUUAAAAAAUAGAAAACUUAUAGGACGGCCAACAAAAAAACCACAACAGAAACCGAUAAAGGUAAAACUGCCUCAACCAAUUUGUACAGUCUGCGAUAAAAUUGAACCCCCAUUAAAUGACCAAGCUCCCGAGUCGUAUGUCACACCUACUAAAUCGCGAGCCAAAAGCAUCUUGAAUGGUCGAGAUAAAGUACACCGUAUGAUUCGCUGCGGAUUUUGCGAAAAAUGGUUCCAUUUGGCUUGUAUCAACCCCCCGAGAAAGACUAUGCCAUCACCAGGAUUCGUAUGGCAAUGUGAAGAAUGCGAUACUCAAUUGCAUUAA
Ambispora gerdemannii is the source of this 2994-nucleotide messenger RNA. The record is from the annotation of a GenBank genome assembly. NCBI's taxonomy places the organism in Eukaryota, Fungi, Glomeromycota, Glomeromycetes, Archaeosporales, Ambisporaceae.